GGCAUGUUAACUAUUUAUAUAUCCAAGAAAAACCAGAUAUACAAAGCACACAAGAAGAAAACCUACACUCCGUCUCCCUCUCACACUCUUUUAUCCACGUCAUUAUUCCGGCAUCUUCUCCGACGACUCUCCGGCGUGUUCGUAAAACCUUAAAAACAAUGAAAAUGAUUAGAGAUGGAUGAGGAGCUGCCGGCUAUCCCAUUCACUAUGUCAAUCUCGUACUCCGACUGCUUCUCUGACCUCCUCUGCGGCGAGGACUCAAAUAUUAUCUUAGGAGAAGUUUCGUUAGAAUGCUCAUCGGACCUGGAUUCUAAGUCUCCGGACGUCGAAGAAUCGAUAACCGGACUUAUUGAAGACGAGCGAGAUUUUAUCAAAGAUUUUCAUUCAACUACUCACUACCUCGAUGCAUCUACUAGAGCAGAAUAUGUUGCAUGGAUUAUCAAGGUGCAAAAAAACUAUGGCUUCCAGCCAUUAACGGCGUAUCUCUCCGUCAAUUACUUUGAUCGUUUCCUCCACUCUCAUCGUUUGCCGAAAAUGAAUGGAUGGCCAUUGCAACUGUUGUCUGUUGCGUGCUUGUCAUUAGCUGCUAAAAUGGAGGAACUUCUGGUUCCUUCUCUAUUGGAUCUUCAGGUUGAAGGUGCAAAAUUUAUUUUUGAACCGAGAAAUAUCCAAAGAAUGGAGCUGAUUGUGCUGCGUGCAUUAGAUUGGAGGCUAAGAUCCAUUUCUCCAUUUAACUAUCUCAAUUUCUUCGCAAACAAGAUUGACCAGACUGGAAGUUAUACUAUGUUCCUUAUAUCAAGAGCCAAUGAGAUUAUUCUGUCAAACAUUCAAGAGGCCAGCUUCCUUGAUUUCAGACCAUCAUGCAUUGCUGCUGCAGCCAUACUUUGUGCAGCAAAUGAUCUGCCAAAUUUCUCUUUUAUAACUGCUCAACAUGCUGAGUCAUGGUGUGGUGGACUUCACAGGGACAAGAUCAACGGCUGCUAUCAAUUGAUGAGGCAGAUUGUUAUCAAUAAUAUGCCAAGGAAACAACCAACAAUGUUACCCCAUCUCCGGGUCAUGAGUCGGGCUAGUAUGUCAAGUGACUCAUCAUCAUCAUCGUCGUCCUCAUCUUCAAUUUCUUAUAAAAGGAGAAAAUUAAAUAAUGGCUUGUGGAUGGAUGAUGAUGAUAAAGGAAGCUCUGAUUAAAAGAAAACUGGUGGUCCAAGUUUGGGUAAAAAUAAAAUCCUCAAUAUUUUUUUGGGAGGAUUGUGAGGUAAAAUUGACACGAGUUAUAGAGUUUGGACAGUUUGAGAGAUUUUUUAAUAACUUUUUUUUUAAGUGGGCAUAGCCAUUCAUUUAUGAAGGCUACGCAGAUUCCCAAGGGAAGGGAUUUGGUACAUAUUAUUUUGGUGCAAGAAGAGAUUGUUUAAUACUAGUGGAGUGAUGGAAUGCGCUAAUGAAGUGGGGAGUGAUUGAAUUCAAAGGCAGCAUUGAUUAUUGAAUGAAAUGAAGAGAUUGCGGGACCAUAGGGAUUCAUGGGAUCGUAUAAGUCAAGUUCCUCAUCUUGGUAGCCAUCAUUUCUUCAUCUGCUAUUGAACAGAGAAAGUAAAAAGAAAAGGGGGAAUAAGAUUGGCUCCAUCCUCCAUUUAAAUAGGCUUUUUUUGAGUCUACGAAGUGACAGUGUGUACGCGCUUACAUUGUAUUAGACACGUGUGCAUGCAUUUUUGCUUUUUUUUUGGCGGUAAAAAAGCUAUUUCUUUUGAGUGUUGUACGUGAGUGCAUUGGAUGCAGGCUGUAUUAAUUUUUUUCAUUUUUUUUUUUUAACCAAAAGAGAGGGAAAGAACAUUUCUUUCUUUUCUUUUCUUAUUGGCUAAAGUUAGCCCAACCACCAUACAAAGGUCUUUGGGGCCUUUUUUUUGGGCGGUUGUUGCUUUACGAGUGUUGUAAUUAAAUUAUUGAAAUCAAACAUAAUUUUAUAUAUUUUUUAUCCU
Molecule: messenger RNA, 1970 nt
Organism: Olea europaea var. sylvestris
Lineage: Eukaryota; Viridiplantae; Streptophyta; Magnoliopsida; Lamiales; Oleaceae
Product: cyclin-D1-1-like
Exons: 6
Coding region: 175-1185 (336 amino acids)
Biological process (GO): mitotic cell cycle phase transition; regulation of cyclin-dependent protein serine/threonine kinase activity
Cellular component (GO): cyclin-dependent protein kinase holoenzyme complex; cytoplasm; nucleus
Molecular function (GO): cyclin-dependent protein serine/threonine kinase regulator activity
Source: RefSeq, a predicted model, not a curated record